AUGUCGUUUAAGGAAGAACCGCGUUCACCUUUGCAACCACCGACGUAUGGAAACCUCAUCACGAUUCUCAGUAUCGAUGGGGGAGGAGUACGAGGAAUCAUUCCGAGUGUUAUCCUUGAAUUUUUGGAAAGUGAAUUACAGAAAUUAGAUGGUGAGAAUGCACGGCUUGCUGAUUAUUUUGAUGUAAUGGCUGGGACAAGCACUGGUGGUCUUGUGACGGGUAUGUUAGCCACUCCAAAUGAACAGAACCGUCCUGUUUUCGCGGCUAAGGAUGUUAAAGAUUUCUAUCUUGAACAUUGUCCUAAAAUCUUUCCACAUGACGACAAUCUUUUAGCUCCUGCUACGAAAGUGGUGAAAGCUUUAUCAGGACCAAGAUACGACGGUGAACACCUACACAAAAUUAUUGAAGAAAAAUUACAAAAAAGACGACUCCAUGAAACAUUAACGAAUGUUGUGAUUCCAACCUUUGACAUCAAAUAUAUGCAGCCUAUGAUCUUCUCAAGCUAUCAGAAAAACUCGAGUCUUGAUGCCAAGUUAUCUGAUAUAUGCAUUGGAACAUCGGCAGCCCCAACUUAUCUUCCUUCACAUUCGUUCCAAAUCGAAGAUUCUGAAGGAAACUUGCUUAGAGAAUUCAAUCUUAUUGAUGGUGCAGUAGCUGCCAACAAUCCUACUUUGGUUGCAAUAAGUGAAGUAACAAACGAAAUAACUAGAGGAAGUCCCAAUUUUUUUCCGAUAAAGCCAACGGAAUACGGCCGAUUUCUAGUCCUAUCAUUGGGAACGGGGUCGCAAAAAUUUCAAGAGAGGUAUGAUGCUACAAAGUCGUCUAAUUGGGGUAUUUUGGGGUGGUUGGCCGGUGAAGGCUCAACUCCGUUGGUGGAUGUUUUUACUCAGGCGAGUGGAGAUAUGGUCGAUUAUCAUAUCUCUACUGUCUUCCAAGCUCUUCAUUCAGAAGAAAAUUAUCUACGUAUUCAGGAUGACAAUUUAAGCGGAGAUCUAGCUUCCUUGGAUCUGGCGACCAAAGAAAACCUGGAGAAUCUUGUAAAAGUGGGCGAGGAGUUGUUGAAAAAACCGGUGACAAGAGUGAAUCUGGGCACAGGCAUAACCGAACCGUACUAUCACACUACCAACGAGAUGGCCUUAAAAAAGUUUGCGAAAAUACUUCACCAUGAGAAGAAUGUUCGAGAAGCUAGAUCACCAAGUACGAAUAAAGGACCGUUUAAUCGAAGCGACUCAAUCGAAGACCGAAUUGCACGUUCAAAAGGAGUGCCUGCGCUCUCCAACGCGAUUAAUCACUCUCUUCCCGACUUACAUGAACUCAAUCAGAACUAAGAUUUUAUUCGUUGUACUCGCGAAUGCAAUUAAUCAUUUAUCAUGUUCUUUUUUUCAUUUCUAAGCUCGUAGUUUAUUCUAUUUGAUUAAGAACUUACAAUAAUCAAACAUAAUUAUG
This is a messenger RNA of Cynara cardunculus var. scolymus (artichoke), 1447 nucleotides long. RefSeq names its product patatin-like protein 2. Lineage: Eukaryota; Viridiplantae; Streptophyta; Magnoliopsida; Asterales; Asteraceae. Gene Ontology annotation, molecular function: glycerophospholipase activity; monoacylglycerol lipase activity. The record is from RefSeq and is a predicted model, not a curated record. Gene Ontology annotation, biological process: lipid metabolic process. The transcript is spliced from 7 exons. The coding region runs from base 1 to 1329 and encodes 442 amino acids.